UUCUUCUUGUGUCUUUCCCAUUCUAAGGGCUGUAUACAGAGAAGGCUGGAUUCCUGACUUGAUGAAAUGUCACUCAUAGACAGCACAUCCCAGAAUCUACCCAUUCAGCCAAGCUAAAUGCUGUUUCCGUCUUCUCACUUUCCACGUUUGACUGCCAAAUAGGAAUGAAGGUGCUUAUGGGGUUGAAGAUGCUGAAGCCACAAGUUCUGAUGCUGAUGCUGAUGAUGCUCAUUCCGCCAGUGCUGCUGGUAGUGGUGAGUCCUAUUUGGACCCCAGCCCAAAUAACAUUGAAGUCAGUGGGAAUCUUUUUGUUGACGUCUACGGCCAUUGGAGAGUAAACAUGAAAGGUCCCAUCCAUUGGCUAAAGCCAGAAGGGACACUCAAACAGUGAGAUCACACUGCCCAUCUCUCUUCCUGUGGACAAAGACAAGGGAAGUACAGGAUUUAAAGUCAUAGUCCAGGACUUCAGACCCAAGCUGUGGACCCUCCAGCACAAACAAAGAAAUGAGUGAGCAGUCAGUGACCUUUGUGGACCUCAGAUUUCAUACUCCUGCAGAGCAGAAGAGAAAACGAAGACCAAAGCAUGCCAGGGUCACAGAAUCUCCUCCAUCUUCACAGUGGCUCCUUACAGUGAUUCUGGGGCUCCUCUGCCUGGCUUUGGUAGUAACUGCAAGGGUUUGGGGUGCCAUGGUUCUCCAGGCUUCCCAUCAAGUGAGAAGACAGAAUGAGGAACUUAUCCAGAAACUGGCUAUUCUGAAAAACUUCACUCAAUUGCAGGAAACUCUGACAAACUGCAUGCAGCAAAGAGACGAUCUCCAAGCCAAUAACACAGAACUCUCAAAUGUUCUGAAUAAGAAAGUAGAUAAAUGCAGCUCUUGCCCUGAGGGCUGGAUACAGCAUAGAGGGAAGUGUUACCAUUUUACUAAUGAAAGGAGCUCCUGGCAGAAGAGUAAAAAAUACUGCUCGUCUCAUGGGUCUAGACUGCUGAGGAUAGAGAACAAGGAAGAACUGGAUUUCAUAAACAGACAGGCGUGUUUUCACUGGAUUGGACUAUUCCGUAAGGGAGCUACUACAAACUGGAUGUGGGAGGAUGGCACAGCUCAUUCCACUGACCUGUUCCAAGUAAAGAAGCAAGAGCCUGGAGAGUCCUGUGUACUUCUGAAUGCAGGAGAAGCCACCUCCUAUAACUGUACACAACAAUAUCGCUGUAUUUGUGAGAAGAGAGCUGCUUAGCUGAAGCCUGCUGAACAACACGGGAGGAUCACAGCAUCCAUGAGACACAUACCCUGGGAUGUUCCAAAGACAAAGAGAAAUCACAACCCCUUCAAUUUGCUGUGUUACCCUUCAGACUGAGGGGCUGCAGUUUCAGGUGAUAAAACAAACAGCAGACUGUCAAGAAGCAGGGCAGACACCCCAAACUGGAAUCUUCUCCAGCCAACCAGCCCACUCCCACCAUACUGAAUGACUGUCAUUCCCAUCUGGGUUGAUAAGAGUUGAUUUCAGAGGCCAUUAGUGUAAAUAUUAAUAAAUACUUUGUAAAAAAUAUAGUGUUGUUUGUGCACGGGGUGUUUUACGGAAAAAUACAAUUUGCCCCAAAGAACUUACCAGUAAAAUCAAACAAAAUACAAUAAAUGAGGCUCAUACAGAGACAAAAGAGGAAUGGGAGAGGAAGACAAGCAUUCAUAAUAGUGACAAUCACCAUCUUGGUGCCUGGGGAUUGAGCUGGGGAUGUCUAGAGCUAAAAGCCUGAGUCAGGAAAAUAACUCCCUAGCUGGCAGCUAUAACAGACUCACAUGCUCUGUGGGUGGGGCACACAGGGGUAUGUGUCACUCACACUCAGCAGUGGGUUACAUACUUUCCCUGAAUGGAGAAAGCUGGUUUCAUGUGUCUCAGGCUCACUGCAGUUUGAAUCCCAGAUCAGCUUCCAUUUUAUAGCAACUGCAAUCUUGGCUAUGACCACGGAUUGAACUGGAGGCCUCCAAAGCUAACAUCAUGAGUCUCUACAGCUUGAGAUAAACAAAUGAAGUGCUUUAAUUUUGCACUGUCACCCUGCCUGGAGUGGCUCAGGACCAUGAGUGUCAACCUCAGGGCAGAUUGUGAAGAAGCAGGGCAGAGACUGCAAACUGGCUGUGUGUUCUAUUAUUAGAUUUCACAAACCCAGUAACAAGUGUGAACUCCUAAAGCACUAUAACAGCCUUACUGUGGAGUCACAGACAGUCCCCUUGGGCAUUCCCGUCUAUCUUCCCAGCCUGGCAACUGGACUAUGUUAUAACUGGUUACUUUAUCAAAACCACAGCAAUAUUCAGCAAAAAAGAAUAGGGUACUCCCAGUACCAAAGGACCAAUCACAUACCCCAGGUCAGUUUGUACCUGAGAUCUCACACCAAAGACAACCCUUGUAGACAAUCCUAUAGUCAACUAACUAAGGAUUUAUUAUCUAAGAAAAUAAAUUAGUAUUUGCAAGGUUAAAGCAGGCAGACUUAAAUACACAAAUGAGUUACAGUCUAUGUUUUCAAAAGGUGACAGAGUUGUAGUAAUCUGUCAGCUCUGAAUGUCUUUUAGACCAAACACAGGUUGACCCUGGGUAGCUCUGCUUCUGUUCCAUAGCUACAACCCUGUGAGAAUCCAAUUAACAAAAGAUGAAAAAUUUUCUUCUCAGCUAUUUUUAUUUCCUUCUUCCAGAAUUCAGUGAGCUUUGUAUCAGGGCUUUUGGAGGCUUUGUGCUGAGUGUUGGGAAAACAGAGCUGUCCCUCCUCCCCUCCUGUUUGCGUACUUUACGGAUGCUCGUUUAGAGUCCCAGUCUAAAUGUGUCUGAAGUUAUUCUCGGGAAUGUUCACAGUCUCCUUCAACAACCUAUUUGUUCAGAAUUUUUUAACAAGAAUUGAAAUGACAAUAAGAGAUGAAGGGCUGGAUUCCUAGCUGGUGUAACUUGAUAUAGAGCCACUGAAGUCAAUGAAACUUCACCAAAUCAUACCAGCUGAAGACCUUUCCCAAGUCGGUCUCGCUUGCACAGGGCCAGGUUAGACCCUGCCAGCCCCAGGAUCAGGGAGAAUAAGGCUUAGAGCUGGUAUUUAGUGAAAGUGCCUGGACUUGUUUUGUAGAAGCUGUGGUUUAAUGUUUGUAAUAUUUAAAUGAUCCCAGCAAAGUGCUGAAUUUCCCUUGUUGAGGUGGGCGUCUGCAUCUGUGAGAAGCUGAGCUGCUGUUGUGGUUUCACAGGAGCAAUUUCUUUGCUUGGCAGGUUGAAGAACUUAAUAUAUUGAUUACCUUCUUGUUGCAAUUAUUAAUAAUAUUUGAAAUUAAUAUGGGAGACCACCAGAUAAUAAUUUCACCUUAAAUUCCUAUAUUAACUCUAAAAUAUUAUUGUAUACAAUUGUUCUAAACAUGUCUAACAGCCUAAAAAUAAGUCAUCACUGCACCCAAUACAGUAUCAAAGCAUUCAUAAACAUCUGAUCAGUAUUCUUACAACUAGGCCAGACCUAAGGAACUCAGUGUCAUCCUGGCAUGAUUCAGCAUGCUCAGGUUUGGUCUGACAAGGUACCAUCAGAUUCAUGGUUCUCUUUAUAUCCUUCAGCUAACUUGCUACCCUUAACGAAAGCCCUGUCUGAAGCAGUUUAUUCUGACUACUUUCCUUCCACCAAUGUCCUCCUUUCCUCUCUCCUCCCCCCUUCCUUGCUUACCAGUGGAACCCAGGUUUGUGUGAUGCUCUUUACCUCAGGGGAACACCCUACACCCCCAAGUUCAUCUUUAUAAAAUGAUUGUGUGGUAUCCAAUGCAAAGUUUGUCAUGUUUGGUGUCUUUGGAAGGCUCAUGAGGUUGUUAUAGUAAUUGUUACAGUAAUGUUAUAGGUUGUAAUUUCAUAUAUACAGUUAUGAGGCUGAAAAUGUACCCCCAUGGCUUAAAAUAACUCCAGGCAAAAACUCUCCAAGAGCAGAGAGGCAGUUCACACCCCAUCAGGACAAACCCAGCCCAGCCUCACAGAAAUAAAAGACGCUGGCCUAGCCAGCAACAAAAGAAUCUGUUAGACUUUCGAGGGAGUCACCCCCAUUCCUUUGGUCAGUUUGGAACUGCAAUGAGGUAAUGCUCACCUGACUUUGAAGGGGGGGACAAAGCAAAGAGGGAAGAAAGGACAUGAUAAAAGGGAGAGACGUUUGCCACGCUCUCUCUCUCUUCUCUACCUACACCUACAGACACCACAACAAGUGACUGAAAGGCUGAUCAAAGGGGAGAGCCAGGCUGAAGAGCAACCAGCCAGCCUGUGGUGAGAAGCAUCUAAGUUUGUAAGGGCAUUGAAAGUGUUAAGAUCAGCUUAGAAUGCAUUUUGCUUUUAUUUCAUUUGACCAAAUCAGACUUGUUAUGCUUUGACUUAUAAUCACUUAAAACCUACCUUUAUAGUUAAUAAAUCUGUUUGUUUAUUCUGCCUGAAGCAGUGUGUUUGGUUUGAAGCGUGCCAGAUACUCCCUUUGGGUGAACAAGCCUGUACAUAUCAAUUUCUUUGUUAAAUUGAUGAACUCAUAUAAGCUUGCAGCAUCCAGCGGGCAUAACUGGACACUGCAAGGCGGAGGAGGUUCCUAGGGUAAUGUCUGGGACCGGAGAUAUUGGCUAGUUUCAUUUGGUUGCACAAUCCAAGGAGCAGCUUACAUGCCAGAGGCUGUGCAUGAACAUCCCAGGAGUGGGGGUUCUCACAGCACAGCAGGGUAAGGCUGGCUCCCAGAGUCAAGGACUGGAGUGAACUAGAAGAUCACCCAUCCCGAUAACAUCAGAGGGGAAUGUCACAGUUUGCGCUUGUUUCUUUUAAGACAGUUUUUUUUCUUGUUACUAUAGCCCUUUAUUUUAUUAGUUUUUUUUUAACCAUACAUUCUUUCCACACUACAAUCUGGUCUUAACUUUAUUUUCACGGCCUUCUUUUAUUCGCUGCUUAGGGCCUUUUCCCUACUAGCCACAAACUGUAAAGCAAAUACAUUAAUUUCUUAACCAAAUGUAAGCUAACUUUAAUUCUUUUAAUUUCAUAACUAUCUUUACGCUUGUGAAUACUUACAAUCCAGCUUACUGAAGACCUAGUGGCUUAAUGGCAAAUCCUCCUAUUGAAGAAAACUCUACACAUCAAUUCAUUUGGCAUUAAUUCAAUAUCAGUUACAAUUAAACAUUUCCUUGUUUAAUGACAUAUGAAAAGCCUGAAGUUCCUGGAAAAUGCAGGACUUAACAUCAGUUUCCGAAACACUUGUGAAGUGUUUGGGGUAUUUUCCUUUCCAUUGAACAGCUAAAAGUGAAACAGUGACAUCAAGAGACUUGAAAAAGAUGUACAUUUUAGCAGUUAGGAAUAAAUCAAAAAGUUCCUCCACUAUGGGGACUUCUUCAUUUUGAGGAAGGGCAGAUCAUUUGUUGGAAAAUCCUGGAUCCUGUCACUCACAAUUAUAAUGGGCCUAAUUCCAUCCCAUUUUUGUUAGAUGGUACCUCACUCCAUGACUUGCUUCAAUUCAACCCAUGGGACAAUCUGCAGAGUAAGAAACUACCCAUUGAUCAUGAGGGUGGCAGACUCAGACCUGUAGUGCUUUGUAUCAUACAGGUGUACUACAAACAAUGAGCCAAUUCUCUAACAG
Molecule: messenger RNA, 5596 nt
Organism: Chelonia mydas (Green sea turtle)
Lineage: Eukaryota; Metazoa; Chordata; Testudines; Cheloniidae
Product: natural killer cells antigen CD94-like
Exons: 8
Coding region: 505-1233 (242 amino acids)
Source: RefSeq, a predicted model, not a curated record